AUGGUGUGUGUUUCCUACUCAGAGUGUGGAUGUGUGGGUCAAGAGAUGGAAAGCUAUGAGGACUUCUGCCUGCGGAGUUUGGCCAUACUGCAGGAGGAGGGGAAAUUCAAGAAGACGACAUGUGAGCCAUUGUGUUCCCUGAAGGCUCGGUCUGUCAUCCGCUUUCAUGGAAGAGCUGUUCUUUCGCCACUGUUGAGUGCAGAGCAGCGUAAGGAGAUGUGCGGCCACAGGCAGAGGGCCGUCCAGCAGGAGUUGGACAGGCAGAACCAGCAGAGGAACAAGCUUUUGGCCCGAGUGCAGGACAUCCUGGAUCAAGCUCAGACACUUAAAGUACCAAGUGGAGAAGUUGACAAGCUGUCAGUUUCUAAAUCUGCAACAGUCAGUGGUUACACUCUGGUCACUGACUCACCUGGACUUCCCAGAGACCCUGGAUUUGGGCUUCAGAUAAAUGAUCAGCCUGCCACUCCAUGCUCUGAGACUCCCACCCUCAAUGGCUACAAGGCAGUGGAGGAAGUGAAGGUGGAGGGGGAAGAGAAGAGUGAGGAGGAGGAGGAGGAGGAAGAGGAUAUUAGUUUGGACAGCCUUCUUAAAAAAUCAAGAGAGUAUGUGAAAAGAGAGCAAAGUCAGAAGGGGUCAAAAGUUGUCCACACAGUUACGCGGACUGCUUCAGUGGAGUCUGUCUCCGACAAGGAGAAUAAGAGCUGUAGUCCCGUGGGUGUUGAGUUUGGAUUCAGUCUGCAUCAUAGCCCUGUUGGCACACCUCAGACUCAGAUCCAGCAUCAGACUCUAUAUGACCCCAGUCUGCAACAGUCUAGCUGCCUCUCACCUAGUCUGCCUGACCAGUAUGCUCGUCUUCCCAGUCCAGAGUCCAACAUUAGUCCCCGUGCACGGAGACGCAGACCACGUCCAGUUUCCACGGGAAACAUCCAUAUUUCGUUUCCCAUUGGCCCAGCAGACCUUAUCCCCCGAAGCCCUGGAAGGACAGGGGAAGGUGCUAGCAUGAUGGCAGAUUGGGGAGAAGCUCUAGCAGGGGCCGCAAAGUCCUCUGAUCACUGGGGCUCAGUGGAGAGUGAAAGUGGAGGUGGUGUAUGCAGGAGUGGCAAUCGUCGAUCCAGUCACUGUGGUACCAGUCCAGUGUCUGGUGCCUCUAGCCCCAUUAGUGCCUCAGUGCCCAGCCCAAUGGGACACCAUGAUCAUCUGGCUGCAGGAUUUCGCCGGCGCUGCCACACCUUGGACAGCCAGUUGCAUACCUACCCCUCUGGAGUUGAGCAGAUUGACCGCAGCCAGGAAAGGGUCCCUCGUUUCAUGGCAGGAGUUACACGGUUGGCUCCAAGUUGGCGCACCCCUGCAGCUCCCUUAAACCAGUCGUAUGAGGUAGAGAAUCCCUCACCAUCUCUGCUGAGACCCCGUGUGACUCCCGACUUGGUUCAGGUCACACUCAGGAUGGACCCUAAUGAUCAUCAGGGGCCAAACAAUGGAAGGAUCACACAAACAGUCCUCAGAAAUGCACCUGAAUUACAGGCCAGCAAGGCAGAGGAGACCCAGAGGCGAGCGCAGGCUCUAGAGGACAUGCAAAGGCGUCUGGAGGAGGAGCAUGCCUUACAGAUGUCACUGCUCCUGGCUGAGCAGGAGAAAGAACAACAGCGUCUCCGUCUGGAGCUCGAGGACACAGAGAGAACACUGAAGGAACGGGGCUGUGUGCGGCCUCUGAGUGGGGAUGCUUAUGGGUGGAAUCGUGGGUCUGUAAGUGACAGUUAUCCUGUUAUGAGCCCCUCCUGCCCAGGACUGAGCCCUGUCCACACACCAUCUGAGCGAUCACCUGGACACAGUAUAGGUUUUCCCAGCCCUGUCAGUCCCAGUGUGUGCUCUCCCUCUAUCCAGCCUCCGGUUUACCUGUGGGGGCCCACUUGGUCAGCUAGCAAACCUCGAGCAAGGCUGAGUCUGGUUCUGACAGCAGAGCAGCAGAGGGCAUUCUGUCGAAUUGGCGCCAUCACUCGUGGCUUCCUCACACGCCGACUGCUCAAAACAGAGAAGGUCAAACACCUGCGCCAGACCAUCAUGGAUACACAGGAAUUCAUUCGUUCAUUCCAGACUGAAGCUCCACAGAACAAAUGCACCCUCUCAGCACAAGAUCUCUCCCUGCAGGAAAGAGUUAGAGCUCAGUUACGUGCAGCCCUUUACGACAUCCAUGACAUCUUCUUUGAAAUGCCUCUGGGGGAUCGAUUAGCAUUGUUGCACCAGGACAGGGAGCUCCGGGCAGAGAGGAAGCUGCGAGACAUGGAGAAAACCAAGUGCCCCAAAGAGAGGGUGGUUCUGUCUGCUGCCACACAGAGGUCUCUGGACAGGAAAAAGAGGGUUAGUGAAUCCCCAGCACAGGCUAGGAAGAUGCAGCAGAAGCCAAAGAGCCCCACUACCAACAGAGUCCUGAAGACAAGCCAAGGUCAAAAUUCUCCUGUCCAAGGCCAGCUGAGCCGCCAGGGGAGCUGGUACAGAAAAACCCCAGAGGAGAGAGUGAAGCGAUCAGACAGCCUGAAGAAGCAGCACUCUCUGGGUUAACAGGUGGCUCAACAUCACCUUACCUGUCAACUUGAAUUUUUAGUUUUUCACUACAAACCUUGCACCACUGAAACCCCACUAAGAGCUGCUAUCAAUAUGAUGAUCUUUAAUCUACCUUUUAGAAUUCAAACGAUUGUAUACACUAUUACAGUGCCAUUGUUUUAACUGUUGUAGCUAUGGUUUUUAGUGUCAACAACUGCUUAUUAUUCGCAAGAAUCACAUGUAGCUGAAGUAUUUAAUGACUAAGCAAGUACAUUUUACAUUUUUUGAAAGAAAAAAUAAGUAUCUGUACUUUGAUGCAAGCCAGAACAAGGUCAGAGCUAAAGGGGAAUAAGUUAAAACAGUAGAUCUGUGCCUAAGAAUUAUGCCUUUGCUAUAUGUAAUGUUUUAGCAUGCCUAUAUUUGCCAUUUGUGUUCUAGUGCUUGUAGCUGUAAGUGAAUCAACAAACAUCAGUUUCAUGCUGACACUCUUUAAUGUAGAUUGUGUACUAUUCAUUCAUUUUAAAUUUUUGUUCAAGGGCUUUGAAAACCUAUUUGUGCUUUGUUUCUUUAUUUAAUGGUGCUGAGUUUACAGUGCUCUGAGACAUUUCAGUCUGAUUCAACAUUUGGCUUAAAUCAAUGCCUAAAAAAAACCCAAAAUGUACAAAAUGUAUUUGUUUACACACUGGCAAGCUGUUACAUCAAUAUAACUUCCCAUGAUAGGAGAUGCACAGCAGGUAUUCAGUGGUGAGUUUUGUCUAGAAGCAGGACUAAAUUAUGAAGACCAUACAGAACGCAUGCCAAAUUCUCUAAAAAUGUUUCUGUUAUUUCCCAAUAGGGAAAUAAGGGUUCGACUCUGAUUACAAGAACAUUAAUGUGGACAUAUUAUCAAACCACAUAUUGAUAAAUUGGUAAACUUACUUGUUCACUGUGAUGCCACACUGACUUUAUAUUUCUGUGUCAUUAGUAUUGAGUGUGUUGAUGUUGUUUAUUGCUCUCUUUUGUUGUUUUUAUUUUUUGAAUUUAAAAUGCCAAAGGGUCAUGUUUAUUAUGACCAAAAUAAAUUCUGAAAUUAUUUGAA
Molecule: messenger RNA, 3616 nt
Organism: Toxotes jaculatrix (banded archerfish)
Lineage: Eukaryota; Metazoa; Chordata; Actinopteri; Toxotidae
Product: centriolar coiled-coil protein of 110 kDa-like
Biological process (GO): centriole replication; regulation of cytokinesis; centrosome duplication
Cellular component (GO): centriole
Molecular function (GO): protein binding
Source: RefSeq, a predicted model, not a curated record